Molecule: messenger RNA, 1062 nt
Organism: Hemicordylus capensis (graceful crag lizard)
Lineage: Eukaryota; Metazoa; Chordata; Lepidosauria; Squamata; Cordylidae
Product: vomeronasal type-2 receptor 26-like
Exons: 3
Coding region: 1-1062 (353 amino acids)
Biological process (GO): G protein-coupled receptor signaling pathway
Cellular component (GO): membrane
Molecular function (GO): G protein-coupled receptor activity
Source: RefSeq, a predicted model, not a curated record
AUGGCCAUUUGGGAGAUCAAUGGGAAUCCCAGGCUCUUACCCAACCUCACUCUGGGCUACAAUGUCUACGCGACCAAUUUUGAUGGAAGAAUUACUUCCGAUGCCAUGACAGACCUGCUAGGAGGCGGUGAGAACAACAUUCCAAACUACAGCUGUGGAAGGCGGAAUCAUGCGUUGGCUGUGCUUGAAGGGGCUGACUCUGACAUCUCCGUCCAGAUUUCAUUCAUAUCAGGCACCUACAAACUCCCACAGAUCCAGGAGGAUGCUGAAGAUGGAACAUCAAAGGAUGCAGCCAUGGCAGCUUUUGUGUUCGGAAUCUUCAUUAAACAUCAGCACACUCCAAUGGUCAAAGCCAACAACCGGGACCUCUCCUACAUCCUCCUCGUCUCCCUCCUGCUUUCCUUUCUGUCCUCCUUCCUGUUCAUUGGCCAGCCAAGGAAGGUGACCUGCCUUCUCCGACAAACCACCUUCAGCAUCAUCUUCUCAGUUGCCGUCUCUUCCGUGUUGGCCAAAACCGUCACAGUAGUGGUUGCAUUCAUGGCCACCAAACCAGGGAACAGGAUGAGGAGGUGGCUGGGGAAGCGUUUGGCCAACUUCAUUGUAUUUUUCUGUUCCAGUGUUCAGCUUGGGAUCUGCACCAUCUGGCUGGGGAUCUCUCCACCCUUCCCAGAGUCCAACAUGCACUCUCAGCCUGGGCAGAUCACCAUGCAGUGUAACGAAGGGUCUUUCGCCAUGUUUUAUAGUACCCUUGGCUACAUGGGCUUCCUAACCACUGUCUGUUUCACGGUGGCUUUCCUAGCCAGGAAGCUGCCUGGGGCAUUCAAUGAAGCCAAGUUGAUCACCUUCAGCAUGCUGAUCUUUUGCAGCGUCUGGGUCUCCUUUGUGCCCAGCUACCUGAGCACCAAGGGGAAAUCCAUGGUGGCUGUGCAGGUCUUCUCCAUCUUGGCCUCCAGUGCUGGCUUACUGGGCUGCAUCUUCAUUCCCAAGUGCUACAUUAUCAUCCUGAGACCUGAUCUGAAUACAAAGGAACACCUGAUGGUGAAAACUGAAGGUGGUAUCUGA